This is a messenger RNA of Cornus florida, 1344 nucleotides long. RefSeq names its product adenylate-forming reductase 03009-like. NCBI's taxonomy places the organism in Eukaryota, Viridiplantae, Streptophyta, Magnoliopsida, Cornales, Cornaceae. The record is from RefSeq and is a predicted model, not a curated record. The transcript is spliced from 3 exons. The coding region runs from base 1 to 1344 and encodes 447 amino acids.
AUGGGGAAGCUUUUCCAAGGUUUUCCCAUCUGGAGAUCCGAUACAAAGUCCGCGAGUCGUGCUAGUAGCCAUUUCUGUGACUUGGACAUUGAGGAUGACAAGGACGUCGACCACUCUUUGGAGUCCUUAAAAGAAGGCCAAGAAAAUGAGGGAUUGAACAAACAGCAAGUUUUGGAACUUCUUCUUCCACUGGCUCGUAGCAAGCGUGAACAACCACCAUCCAAGCCUACUAAGCCAAAAGAGUCGAGACUGUCUGUUAUAUUGCUUGAUCAAGGUUUGUUCACUGUCUACAAGCGACUCUUUGUAGUUUGUUUGGCUUUGAACAUCACUGCCUUGGUGGUUGCAGCAAGUGGACACUUCUCUUACGCCAAUCGCAAAGCUGUCCUUUUCUCCAUCGCCAACAUUUUUGCUUUGACAUUUUGUCGAAGUGAGGCUUUCUUGCGAGUUGUGUUCUGGCUAGUAGUGAACGUCUUGGGAUGGUCAUGUGUGCCUCUAAGAAUCAAGACAGCCACCACAUCCCUCUUACAGUCUCUUAGCGGGAUACAUAGUGGUUGUGGUAUAUCGUCAAUUGCAUGGCUCAUCAUUGGCGUUGCCUCUGCCAUUCUGGCCCUUCUCUGUCUAUCUUCUUUGGUUUGGGCCUUUAUCCUCCUUAAAAUAUCCUAUGAUUCUAUGACUAAGUCCUACAGGGACCAUUUUGGUUUUAGGUUGGUUAAACACCAAGAGUUUUGGUUUACACUUGCCAUCACAGUACUUAUUAUCAUUCCAUGGGUGACUAUGAGACGUGUCCCGGUUAAGGUCUCUGCUCCUUCCGGCCAUGCCUCCAUAAUCAAGUUCGAAGGAGGAGUGAAAUCCGGUAUAUUGGGCAGGAUUAGUCCGUCGCCCUUCUCAGAAUGGCACGCCUUUGGCAUCAUUUCUGAUGAUAAGCAAAAGCAUAUGAUGUUGGCUGGUGCAGUUGGUGACUUCACAAAGUCCUUGGUCUCCAACGCACCAAGCUACCUAUUGGUUCGGCAGGUGCACUUUGCGGGCUUGCCUUAUCUUACCAACAUGUACGACAGGGUUUUGUUGGUGGCGACGGGUUUAGGCAUAUGCGUGUUCCUGUCAUUCCUGUUGCAGCCAUGUUCGGAAAUCAAAGAGAUGAUGAGUGGGCACCCUAAAGAGAAAGUGAUUGUCUAUGACACCGCAGUGCUUGGCCGGCCUAACGUCUCUCAGAUGAAUGUUGAUGCUGCCAAAAGAUGGGGAGCACAAGUUGUGAUUGUUACUAGCAAUUCGGAAGGGAGCAGAGACGUUGUCAAUGCAUGCAAGGAUGCGGGAAUUCCUGGCUUUGGCCCCAUUUGGGACUCCUAA